This is a messenger RNA of Agrilus planipennis (emerald ash borer), 362 nucleotides long. RefSeq names its product ubiquitin-conjugating enzyme E2 W. The transcript is spliced from 3 exons. The coding region runs from base 96 to 347 and encodes 83 amino acids. NCBI's taxonomy places the organism in Eukaryota, Metazoa, Arthropoda, Insecta, Coleoptera, Buprestidae. The record is from RefSeq and is a predicted model, not a curated record.
UUUAGGAUUUCAAUGGGAAUUGAAAUGUGACAUUGAAUCAAUUGACAGAUGAAAAAAUUAUUGACAUGUUUUAUACAAGAGAAAAACAAUAAGAUAUGUCAGGGAUGUCUCCAUCUGAGAGGAGACUUCAGAAAGAACUAAUGUCUUUAUUAAAAGAACCACCACCAGGGGUAACAGUUGAUGCAGAGCUGGCAGAAAAAAAUUUGCUUCAAUGGAUUAUUUACAUGGAAGGGGUACAAGGAACCCUAUAUGAGGGAGAAAAAUUUCAGUUGCAGUUUAAAUUUAGUAAUAAGUACCCUUUUGAUUCACCAGAGGUAAGAGUAUAUAUUUUCUUUUUUUUUUAUUAAAAUCUUAUUUUUUUA